UAACAAAUAUGGCGGCGCCCAUUCGCUGUAAGUUCUAGUGAGGAGGAAAAGGACGUUCAAAACAAGAUUUAUAACUCAGUUUACGUAUCUGGACCGCCGUACUUUAUUGUCGCUUAGUCUCAGGAAGGUUUUUACAGUGAGACAUGGGAUUGGAGCGCCUUCUGUGUGGAGCUCUGGAGCGUUACAGCGGCCAGUUUAGACUCUGUAACAUUCAGCACAAAGUUCGGCUCGUUGCGUCAAAGUCGGCGGAGACUUCACCGACCAGCAGCGUGUCCACCCGGCUCAGCAGUGGUACCGGACUGUUCUACGGGAUAUUUAUCAACACAAGCCGCAGGUUGCCGGCACCCCGCCGCAGUUUCUGUACCUCCACCCAACCCUCCAGGGACGUCACCUUGUUCCAGCACGACAAAACCCGCUUCUUCCAGCUUCUCUCGGCCUUCUGCGGAGGACAGCUUCUUUUCUGGACGUAUUUGUCUCACUUCGCCUACACAGAGCUCAAAGACACGAGCGGAGCUAAGGGGAAGGCCAGGGCGCCCACCACCACCGGACUAGCCGGGAUGUGGAGUUUCGAGAUGAAUUUGGGCUCAAACUCCUGGAGGUACGGCUUCACGCUGGGAUGCCUGGUUAUAGGUGCGGGGAUAGCCGGGCUCGGAGCUCUGUUUUGUCUGCGCUCUGUCAAUAAGGUGGUCCUCCAUAAGGGUGGGAGGAUGGUGACAGUUUGCACACAGUCCCCUCUGGGUCCCGGACGAGGCAGGACAAUGACAGUCCCUCUCUCCCAGGUGGCCUGUCAUGCCCACAGACAGGAAUCUCCCUCCUUUAUCCCCCUCAAAAUCAAAGGAUACAGGUUCUAUUUUCUUCUGGAUAAAGAAGGAACUGUGAACAAUGCCAGGCUGUUUGAUAUUACCGUGGGAGCCUACAGGCCAUUUUAAUAUGUAGUACUAGAGCUGAAAAAAGGUGGCAGACUCCACUCUUCCUCAUACUGGGUUUUUGGUUAUUUAUCUUCAAGCACAUAUGUUUUCGUUCAGCUGCUCCCUUCAGUUCUUCAAGGAUCGCCAGUGAACAAGCUCACAUAAAAGAUUAGGCAAAUGUUUAUGCUGGAUGCUCUUUCAGAUGCAACCUGUACUCUACUGCAGCACUGACCACCAUGCUACCAUAGCACAGUUUCUU
This is a messenger RNA of Nematolebias whitei (Rio pearlfish), 1167 nucleotides long. It is a transcript of the gene tmem223, whose product is annotated as transmembrane protein 223. The transcript has a single exon. The record is from RefSeq and is a predicted model, not a curated record. Gene Ontology annotation, biological process: nervous system development. Bases 144 to 929 code for a protein of 261 amino acids. NCBI's taxonomy places the organism in Eukaryota, Metazoa, Chordata, Actinopteri, Cyprinodontiformes, Rivulidae. Gene Ontology annotation, cellular component: mitochondrion.